AGGAAGAGAGUGGGAAUGGAAAUUCUGACCUGGUUAAAGACUCCUAUCACAUCCUGUUGCUUCACUUUUCUUGUGUGUGUGUGUGUGUGUCAGUCAAAAGGAAAGGCAGCAACGUCCAGUUGAUAGCACCAAUCUCUGGAGCUUGCAAGGUCACUAGAAGCCAACUCUUCCUGCUUUCUAUAACACAUACUGCCCUCCAGAUCAGAGGAGAGUGAAAUUAACCAGCAGACCAUUCUAGCACAGAACGGACACUCCAUAAUCUGGAAGAGACAACAUGCUGGAUCAGAUUCACUUGCUGGCUGCUGUGACGAUCCUGGGAGUCCUGGAGCAAGCUUACUUCUCCCUCCAGGUGAUCUAUGCCAGGAGGGCGUACGGGAUCUCUCCUCCAAAAGUCUCAGGGCCACCUGAUUUUGAGAGGGUCUUUCGAGCACAGGUGAAUUGCUCUGAGUAUUUCUCCAUUUUCUUGGCUGUUCUCUGGCAGGCUGGCCUCUUCUUCCAUCAAGGUCUGACUGCUGCCUUGGGCCUGCUUUAUCUCUACUCCCGCUACCACUAUUUUGUGGGGUAUAAGGAGUCCUCCUUGGGAAGGUUAGCCCCCAUGUAUUUCAGCACUGGAGUUCUCUGGAUUCUUAUUGGACUCGCAGCAGUUGGGAUCUUGCAUUUCUUGCUCUCUCACUAUGUGGGGAUGAACGUCCUUCUGUUCAUUAGCUUGUGAAAGGAGCUCCUUGGACAGCACCCUCCCUUCCUGGCCCCUCUGAAUGUGUCCCCCUUCAUUAGGUCCACAUAAUCGGUCUCCUGCAUGCCUCCUAUCGGUGUUAACUGAAUGGCUGUGCAUAGUACUGCCCUCUAGUGGUGUAAUGUCAGACACACUCAGUGUCUACAUUCUAAGCACUUCACUCUCCUGACCAAGAGCCCAGUCCUGCUCCUAUUGAAAUCAAUGGAAGUUUGUGACUAACGUCCAUGGCAAUUGACCCCAGGUGGCAAGGGAAUGGAGCUGUUUUGUGUCCCUGUUUGUGGCAGCUAAUGGUCAUGGCUCAAUUCUGCAUCUAUGGGUGUGUCUAUAUUUUGAGCUGGGGAUGUGAUUCCCAACUUGAGGAGACAUACCAUACAAGCUCUGACUGACCUAGUGCACUAAAAUGUAGCCAGGGUGGUGCAAGCAGCAGGAGGGACUAGCUAUCCUGCGUGUGUGUCCGUCAGAGACCCAUAGCUAUGUCCUCAGGAUGGCUGGCUUCUCUCACUGCUCACACUGUGGCAGCUACUCUCUAGUUUUAGCACGCUGGCUUGAUCAGAGCUACCACAGGUAUGUCUCAUGGAGCUGGGAAUCACACCCCAGCUCCAGGGUGAAAACACUCUAUGUGGGUAGCUGAGGAUGGUAAUGGCUGCAACCCCAGAUGGCUACUAUGUGCCUACAGUCUCACAAAUCGGGCACAGUGCUCUUCUGUUUUGGGUCUAGUUCACCAAAUCCACUGCUAUUUUGAAAGCUGUUUGGGAUCCUUUUUCAUUGUGGAGUGUUUCUCCAGAGGUGGCUCAGUCUUGAGGACUUUGAGAUACAAAGUCCCAAUGUCUAGUCCCUGCUCUCCAAAUGACUCUCCAGGAUUUGGGGCAAACUGUUUAUUCUCCUCAGGCGUAUUUUCUCAUAAACAAAAUGGAGCUAUUGCCUAAAAUGUACUUACUUUCCACUUGUGCUGUGAAGCUUCAUUAUUUAAUAUUUGUGCAACGCUUUAAAAACAUAAAGCACUGGCUAAGUGCUACUUGUUACUCACUACCUAAAAACUCAUUAAUUCAGAGUGAAGGGUAACUGGCUGGCUGUGCCUGUACCCUUCCUGAGCGUUGAGUAAACCUAUAUUUAAACUCUGAAAACCAGCCCAUAGAGAGCUGUGGUAAACACCAGCCCCACCCUACAACCUUAACUCUGCCCACUGAAGCUGGCAAGAGUCACUGGAGAUAUACUGUAAGCACUGUUCCCUCUAAGCUGUGCACGUGUGCGUGCGCACACAGAUCCUAAACCCUGCACACACAGCAAAACAACGCAUGCACAAAAAUUUGCACAGAAGCACAAUAAUUUGCACAGAAGAAAUUUUUUGCACACAUGGCCUGUCAAAAAUUAGAGGGAACAUUGACUGUAAGUAGGCUUCAGCCAGAGCAGUUCUAUAAUAAGUAGAUGUGAGGAAUGUUAGAGGAAUGUGGCAUUUCAUGUGGUAUGGUAUCCUACAGAAGUGUAAAAAGAAAAGGAGUACUUGUGGCACCUUACAGACUAACCAAUUUAUCUGAGCUUAAGCUUUCGUGAGCUACAGCUCACUUCAUCGGAUGCAUACUUCUGCAGUUUCCACAGUAUGCAUCCGAUGAAGUGAGCUGUAGCUCACGAAAGCUUAAGCUCAGAUAAAUUGGUUAGUCUCUAAGGUGCCACAAGUACUCCUUUUCUUUUUGCGAAUACAGACUAACACAGCUGUUACUCUGAAACCUACAGAAGUGUAUUCACUCAUUCAUUUGCAGGCACUCCCCAGCUACCCUUCACUGCAUUAGGGACAGCUGUAAUGACUGGUGCAAGGAGAACAUUGCAGCAGAGUGAUACAGUGCUGGGGUGUCUGGGGCACCACUCAGAGAGGGCAAACUUAAAUUUGUGGGGCAGGGGCUGGUAUGUACCAUAACUCUGUAUUCCCUGGUUUUCAGAGGUGCACUCAAUGCCUGGAACGGUGGGAGGCACUGUCGGUCACCCUUAACUCCAUGUGAAUAAAUUUCCCCCUUUUUGAAGAAGUGGUGGUAGUAGUAGGGGGCAUGGCGAGGGAGCGCUGGAGGGAUGGUACAUGAGGAGGUUUCUUGGGAUCACCCCACUGCCCCUCAGCUACCAGCUCUAUCCUCCUUCAUACCUUUUUUUCCAAGGAACUAGAGCACUUAGAAAGGAGACAGUGACAAGUGUAAACCUUUGUGUUGUCAUUUGGAUGAACGAUUAUGCGCUUGUGUAUUUUUCAGCAUAAACAUAAGUUGCUGUUUUAUGUGGGUGCCAGGCGGGUUCAAUGGCCACAGUAUGUCACCGUGAGCCACCCACAUACUCCAACAUCUGGCUUGUGACAGAGCCCCAAUCUUGCUGCAUGUGCACAAAUGACUUACUCUGGCUCUUACAUUGUUCUUGUAGCCAUGUCAGUCCAAGGUUAUUAGCGACACAAGGUGAUUAAGGUGAUAUCUUUUAUUGGACCAGCUUCUGUUGGUGAGAGACACCAGAUAUUACCUCAGCCACCUUGUUACUCUGGCUCAUCCACUUGGCUUGAACCACACUGUAGAUCUAACUUCUCUACCCUGAAUAACUUCUUAAAAUAUUGCUUCCCCAAAGGAGCAGUGGGUGCCAGAUGCAAGCUGAGAUCAGCUUCAGGAGGGUGAUCUCAGCUGGCAUAUGUUUGGGGAAGAUCAGAGCCAUAGGUGAGCCCGAGUUGUAGGCAAAAAAUAUUAAAUCCAGAGAGAUCUGAUGACUGCAUUCCUGUAUGUCUCUUUAAACAAAAGCUCACUGUUGUAAUGCUGUUUUGUUUGAUUUAUACAUGGCAAGGAUUUGUAAAUCUAUUAAUCCUUCCUUACUAAAUAAAUAUUAUAGAAAGUG
Messenger RNA from Chelonia mydas (Green sea turtle), 3586 nucleotides. RefSeq names its product leukotriene C4 synthase-like. Gene Ontology annotation, molecular function: enzyme activator activity; glutathione transferase activity; leukotriene-C4 synthase activity. Gene Ontology annotation, biological process: leukotriene biosynthetic process. NCBI's taxonomy places the organism in Eukaryota, Metazoa, Chordata, Testudines, Cheloniidae. The record is from RefSeq and is a predicted model, not a curated record. Bases 275 to 712 code for a protein of 145 amino acids. Gene Ontology annotation, cellular component: membrane; endoplasmic reticulum; nuclear envelope. The transcript is spliced from 5 exons.